CUAUGUUGUUGUAUUGUGUUUUCGUCUCUUCUGCGUCUUUUCAGUUUCAGUGUUUGUGUAGGUAGUGCGCGGUUCGGUGAAUUUCCAUUCUUCUUGAAUGGGUUCCUAUUGAUUUUAGGAUUUCAGUGCUCUCAAAAUGGAUGAUUUAAUUUCGUCCUUGUUGUGGUACAAGUUCAAGAGCCAGGAGGAGAAGGACGAAAAAGAUGAGGAAAGGGAAAUUAUUUUUGAACAAUUUGUUCAUGGGGUGGAAGACUUCAGUUCCCAGUAUGGAAGUGAGAUAAGUAUUUCUUAUACUGCGUUUAACAUACGGGGCCCUCCUUCCAACUUCCCAGACUAUGGAGAUUACCCGCAGGCCUUUGUUAUGCGUACCUAUGGAACCUGGUGGGAUGAGGCUCCAUCAGCACAAAAACCAUAUUCGGUGAAGGACCAUGAUAUGCUCAGCACAGAUUAUGUUGAGGUAUCAUUCGAGCGGGAAGUUCAUCCCUUGGAAGUGUCAAUAUUUGAGACGUACAAUCCCGGAGCUAUUGUAAAGAUUUGGGUGCGGUCACGCAAGUCAUGGAUCCUGCUGUGGGCAGGCGAGCCGGAGGAGGGAGGCGACAGCCCCAGAAUAUUCACCCCCCCUAUUAGGAAGAUUAAGGAGCCAAUCAGGAUAAUGAGACUAGAGUUCAACCACAGCAAGCUGACAUACUACACAGAGCUCGACGCAAUACUGCUGAAGGGCCGUGAACCCAAGCCUGAUCCUUCGAGAAUGAUCAACUUGGCUUACACAUCUCUACCUAACUAUAAGCCCCAUGUGAAAGGAAGAAUAAUGAGCAUGCUAAUAUCGCAUUCUCAUAUCUUAGACAGUGUGGUAGCAUUAACGAAGCCGCAGAUUAAGAAGAAGGUCAAUUCUGAAGAGUGUACUCUCGGCAAGUUCCAUGUUUUACCCGACGAGACAAUACUACACAUCUUGGGGUUCCUGGACUUGAAAUCCCUGUGCCGAAUGGCUCAAGUCAACACUCACAUUGGUCAUCUGGCGUGUGACCCCAGCUUGUACAAGACUCUGGAUCUGAAGCCAUACUGGCAUUGUGCGGACAAUGAGUUAUUAUACACGCUGCUGGAUAGAUGUGAACACCUACGUAAGCUGGACUUGUCGUGGUGCGGCAGCCACAAAAUGAUGAAGGCCGGCGAAGUUGGCAUGUUCAUAAGAACAAGAGGCCGUGAUCUGACCCACCUCAGACUGAAUUGUUGCAAGUUCAUCGAAAACCAUCUGUUUAUAUCUAUUAUAGAGACAUGCCACAAUUUACAAGAGCUGUGCCUACGUGCAGUAUGCGGUAAAGGCGAGCUGGACUGGGCCCGUCUGGCUGAACUGCACAAUCUGCGCAGAGUGGACUUCUAUAGGACCGACAUCCAGACGCUGGCCAUGAUCGAGAUCAUCCGGUGGAACCCUGGCUUGGAGCACGUCAAUGUUGGUUCAUGCAAGAUGAUAGAAUCCAUGGACGACGUAGCGACAGCUCUCAGCCUGCACUGCCCGGGGCUCGUCUCAGUUGACUUCUGGAAGUCGUACUCGCUGUCCGGGGCCGGCCUGCGCGCGCUCGCCCGCUGCAGGGGGCUGCGGGAGGUCGACGUGGGCUGGUGCAUAAACGCCGGCGGCUCCGGCGACUGGAUAUCCCACCUCAACCUCGAGUCGCUUCAGAAACUGUUCGUGGGAGCCCUCCGGGGGGUGUCCGACCGGGAGCUGACGCCUGUAGCGGAACGCGCGCGCCGCCUGCGCCAGAUUGAUAUGCUGGGCGUGCGGUCUAUUACACAGGAUGUCUGCACCAGGAUCUUAGCCGGAUGCCCUGAACUCCAACUGAUGGAUGUCAGCUUCUGUGACCAGAUACAAGAGGCUCAGGUGGUGGAAUGGCGUAAAAAAUACCCGAGCGUCGACAUUAAGAGGUCUUUCCAGUCCGGCAACCUCAAUGCGGGACCGAAUGCACCUUUCCUGAACCCAAGCUUGGAAUAAGAGAGAUCUUAUUUACACUGAUACGAACUUAGAUUGACAAUAUACGAACAAGAUAGAGGGCCACUUGCAC
Molecule: messenger RNA, 2054 nt
Organism: Plutella xylostella (diamondback moth)
Lineage: Eukaryota; Metazoa; Arthropoda; Insecta; Lepidoptera; Plutellidae
Gene: Fbxl4
Product: F box and leucine-rich-repeat gene 4
Biological process (GO): SCF-dependent proteasomal ubiquitin-dependent protein catabolic process
Cellular component (GO): SCF ubiquitin ligase complex
Molecular function (GO): protein binding
Source: RefSeq, a predicted model, not a curated record